This is a messenger RNA of Teleopsis dalmanni, 1666 nucleotides long. RefSeq lists its product as uncharacterized. The record is from RefSeq and is a predicted model, not a curated record. Bases 122 to 1282 code for a protein of 386 amino acids. Lineage: Eukaryota; Metazoa; Arthropoda; Insecta; Diptera; Diopsidae. The transcript is spliced from 7 exons.
GAAAAGUUUCGCGUUCCAUUUCCGGUUUGGACCUCCCAGCGUCGUUGCUAUCUUCACCGCGGUGUUCGUUUUUUUUCUUGAACGCGCUUUUAAAUUGUUUUUAUGAAAACACAUUUAUACAAUGAAAUAUCAAGAAUAUGGUGAUGAGUUUCUUUUUGAUGACUUCCCAACAAUAUGUAAUCCUACCCAAAAAGUGUUUCUUACACAUUUAAAUACGCAAUUAAAGUUGCCAAAAAUUAUCCCUAAAAUUUAUACAACGCAAAUAUUGGCAAAACAAUUUAUUACAUAUUUAAAUUGCAAAGGUUUUGUAGAGAUUUAUGAAACUCAUUUCAUUAUCUUGACACCAUUUCAGCCAUACAAACUUCGGUGUAAUGAUGGGUCUAUUCUUAAGGUGCUUAUUUGUGAGUCGAAUGAUAUCAGUCAUCAAUUAAUGGUAUUGUUUUAUAAAGUAUUUUUUAUUUCAGAAAGAAAAGUUACCCAUUUAUACGGCGGAAUUUGUACAGAUAUUCGAACUAUUAUCUUAAAUGAGAAAUUUUCUGAAUGGAUUGAACAUGGCGUUAACAAACUUUAUUUGAAUAUAAAAAGAAAUACGAAUUCGUGUAAUCCUAGGUCAUUAAAUGAUGCUCUUGAUGAAAUUGAAAAUAUAAUUAGAAAUGACGAAAACAUAACUAUAUGCAUUCCUACGUUUGGAUAUGAAAUGUUUAUUAGCAAGUUAUCUGAAAGAUUCCGAAAACGCAUUGUUAUCGAAGGACCUUUACUCAUUCUAUAUAAAAACCUGGAUAAUAUGAAAUAUUUCAUUAAAUCGAGUGUUUGUAAUUCAAAAAUCGUAUUGACUAAUCAGGAACUUACAAUGCAACAUUUAAUAAAUGACCUUGGGAAUAAAAAAAUAAUUAAAAUUGUAGAAAAUGUACAAAUUUUUGAUAAAUCUAUAAACAAUUCGGGUUAUUAUGAAAUUCAAUGGUCACCAUUCCCUACUCCAUUCCAUUUAAAAUUAUUAACGGGCGUAACUAGGCCUACUAAAAUAAUUGCAAUAUCUCAAUCGUGUGAGGUUGAUAUUCAAAUCCCAAAUUAUUUAUAUAAGUUAUGUUCUAUUAAGAGACAUAAUAUUUCACUAAAAAUAAAUUGGGAAAAAAAGCGAGAAUUAGCAGAAAAAAGGACGCUCCCAAUAACGUAUAUGAGUGCCAACAAUACUAUUAAUCGAAGUAAAAAAAAAUCAUCUAUAUAUCACAUUCGAAAAUUAAAUUUAUGUUACUUGGAGGACGGAGACUCGGACAACAACUAGUUCAUAAAAUAAUUAUAUUAGGUCCAUUCAAACGGCAAAAAACAAGUUGCUUGCUUUAGUUUCUAAACGAGAUAUUGGCAUUACUAUUGCAAUCUGUCAAAUGUUAUGCUUUCUUAAGACGCAAAGGUUGCAUAUUUAAACAUAAUGCAAGUAAACUCUUUUUUGCAUAUUUAUUAAUAAAAACUAAUAAAUUUAUUAGCAAGUAAUAAACUUUUAAGCAUCUCUUAAGCUUAUUGCCAACUAAAAACUUAAUACCAACUAAUAAUUGUAUUGCAACUAAUAAAUUAAAAAAUUUAAAGCUCUUUUUAGUUAUGUACUUAUCAUAUACUCCUAAAAGUUUUUUUUUGUAAUUUUAAAAAUAUUUAUUUUCCAAUUCUGCAUAUU